Messenger RNA from Trematomus bernacchii (emerald rockcod), 923 nucleotides. It is a transcript of the gene sprb, whose product is annotated as sepiapterin reductase b. Gene Ontology annotation, biological process: tetrahydrobiopterin biosynthetic process. The record is from RefSeq and is a predicted model, not a curated record. The transcript is spliced from 4 exons. Gene Ontology annotation, molecular function: sepiapterin reductase (NADP+) activity. The coding region runs from base 1 to 771 and encodes 256 amino acids. Lineage: Eukaryota; Metazoa; Chordata; Actinopteri; Perciformes; Nototheniidae.
AUGUCAGACAUUAACUCCACAAACCCCAGGACUCUGGGCCGGGGAAUCUGCAUCAUCACUGGAGCCUCCAAGGGAUUCGGACAGGCGCUGGCAUAUCAAGUGUCCCGCUCUCUGGAGCCCCGCUCGGUCCUCCUGCUGGUGGCUCGCUCAGGGCCUCUGCUGCAGGAGAUGAAGGAAGAGCUGCAGAGUGCCACUGAGGAACAGCAGCUGGUGGUUCACUGCGUCGCUGUGGAUCUGAGGACCAAAGAGGGUGUGGAUGAAACGGUCAGGGUGGCAAGGCAGGAAGCUGUAGAUGAAAUAGAACAUGUGCUUCUGAUCAACAACGCUGCCUCUUUGGGUGACAUUGCCAAGUUUGAGACUUUCACCAAUCCUGAUGAGGUGAAUUCCUAUCUGUCCCUCAACGUAAGCUCCCCUCUGGCUCUGACAGCAGGGAUCCUGCAGUUGUGUCCCUGCAGGCCGGGCCUACGAUGGAGUGUGGUAAACCUCUCGUCUAUGUUUGCACUGCAGGCCUUACCCUCCUGGGUGCUAUACUGUACCGCCAAAGCAGCCAGGAAUAUGAUGUUCUCAGUGCUGGCCAAGGAACAGCAACAUGUCAAAGUCCUCAGCUACUCUCCAGGUCCAAUUGACACAGAUAUGCAGAAAGAAAUCCUGAGAUUAACAAAUGUCAAUCAUAAUCCCAUGCCCUGCCAUGAAUCUGCAGCCAAACUGAUGAAGCUGCUGCUGGACAAUAACUUCUCCUCAGGAGCACACCUCGACUUCUUCGAUGUGUGAUAUCUAUACGAGAAAGAGUCAAAAAGAAUAGUGUCCGUUGUGUAAAUUAUUAGAUGUCAUUACCUUGCUAAAGUUAGAGAGAAAGACCCAUGCUCUUUGCUAUUGCUCUUAAACUCUCUGGUAGAGCACAGAAUUAGCUUUAUCUACUACAA